CGGGCGAAUAAAUCGAAUCGUGUAAACCAUGGCCCAAAGUGGAUCGUUCUGACAACGAUUAACAGCGUGCGUUAGUUACUUCGUCAAUCCAGGCGCUCUCCGAUGCUCGAGGCAAACCCGAAAUGGAAAAUCCGGACGUGGUCGAGCAUUUCUACGGCGUUUACCUUCUCUACUGCACCAACCCGAGGUACAAGGGCAGAAUCUAUAUCGGUUACACCGUGGAUCCGAACCGCCGGAUCAAACAGCAUAACGCGGGAAAACAGUUCGGCGGAGCUUGGCGGACCAGCAAUAAGGGACCAUGGACGAUGGUGAUGAUUAUCCACGGAUUUCCCAACGACAUUUCAGCUCUCCGGUUCGAGUGGGCUUGGCAGCAUCCGGAUAUCAGUCGACGAUUGAAGCACGUCCCGCGUAAAAAGUCAGGUCAGAAUAGUUUCGAUUACCACUUGAUGGUGCUGGGAGAAAUGCUGAGAGUCGGACCUUGGUCUCGACUACCGCUGACCGUUCGUUGGCUGGCGCCCCAUUUCGCGAAGGAUUUCCCAGCCGAGCGAUGCCCCCCGAUGCACAUGCCUUUGGUGUACGGCAAAGUGAUCCCGAAGAAGGUGCAGCGAGACGAGGGCGGAACAAAGAACAGGAAUAAAGAUGCUUUCCCUGAGGACACUGAUGCUUCCGGAAGUGCAGGGGGGCUGCUUUGUUCGCUCUGCAAGAGCCUGUUGGAGCCAAACGAAAAGCUGACUUGCGUCAACCCGACGUGCACGCUGGUGAGUCACUUGGUUUGUCUGGCGAAGAGGUUCAGGAACGACGGGAUGAUUUUACCGGUAGAAGGAACGUGUCCUGCCUGCCGGAUCAAUAUUCUAUGGGGGGAUUUGAUCAGGAAGAUGAAAGGCUGCUACCAAGAUUUGGCCGAGGCGGCAAACGCCGAAAGCGAUUCCGAUAUCAGUGAUUUUUGACCCCUAAUUAGACAUAAGUACAAUCUUCUCACCCUCGGUUGAUUCCUUGCAUGUUAAAUAUUUCGCUUAUUAUUUAUACUUUCGAUACGUUCAACGAGCCAAGGACUUUCGUGCGAAGAGAAUAGUCGCCGACUAAUGAUAUUUUGAAGAAUUGUUAAUAUCAAAAUAAUACCCGUGCAUUUGUGAGAAAAAUUUCAUUGUUUCUAUUCUGAUACAAUUUCACACAUAUGUUCAUAAGGAAUUUGUAUAUAUUAUACUGUAAUAUAGGUAGAACCGUAGUUUUAAUUAAUCUUUAGAAAAAAUACACAAACUCGUGAUUUUACAUUGAACAGAUCUUUAAUCGACUAUAAAACAUCCUCUCGACUAACUGAUUAAUCCUAACUUUACUUUAAUACCUUAAAGUUUCGAGGGGGUCCCACUCAGGUAAAUUCAUCAUCAGCGAAUGAUUGUUUCAAUAUACCUUUUGAAUUUUGAAUUAUCUUUCAUGACGGUUUCAUGCAUUUUUCUGCAAGUCAUUCAGACCAAAGUAUGAAAGAAAGUGAUUUUCAAGAAAGCGUGGAGUAAAAUCGGACGUGACAUUUCUCUCCAAGUGCCAACAUUUUUCGAAAAUAGAUCUCUGUAUCAAAUAUCGAAAAAAUUUUGCCAAACCUUAUAAAUUUGAAAUCAGAUACUUAUCACGAAGCUUAGUCUCUACAUUUGAUUUAGUAAAUCCGCAUAAUCAGUAAUUUGUAAAUAUUCUAGCCAGAUCAUAAAAAUGUUCACGCAAUAUUAACUAGAAUAAGUGUGAAUGAUAAAUAAAAAAUUAAAUGCAAGCAAGCUAAAUUGAUGAAUGCAGUUUAUUGUAAAUAAUUAUAUAAAUAAGUUAUAGGAAUAAAUGAAUAAAUAAAUAGAUAAAUAAAUGAAUAAAUAAAUAAAUGAUACGUAUAAAUAGUAGCGUUUAAAACUAAAUGCCAAACUAACUUGUCGUAUUUACAAAUUCAGUGCUUGUACACAUUUCGACCUGUGUUAUCGAUUUUGAAAUUGAAUUUUCCCGAGAAAGGCAUU
Messenger RNA from Neodiprion fabricii, 1991 nucleotides. It is a transcript of the gene slx1, whose product is annotated as structure-specific endonuclease subunit slx1. The record is from RefSeq and is a predicted model, not a curated record. The transcript is spliced from 3 exons. Gene Ontology annotation, biological process: double-strand break repair via homologous recombination. The coding region runs from base 123 to 947 and encodes 274 amino acids. Gene Ontology annotation, molecular function: crossover junction DNA endonuclease activity; 5'-flap endonuclease activity. NCBI's taxonomy places the organism in Eukaryota, Metazoa, Arthropoda, Insecta, Hymenoptera, Diprionidae. Gene Ontology annotation, cellular component: Slx1-Slx4 complex.